Molecule: messenger RNA, 1247 nt
Organism: Spea bombifrons (plains spadefoot toad)
Lineage: Eukaryota; Metazoa; Chordata; Amphibia; Anura; Pelobatidae
Gene: CENPM
Product: centromere protein M
Exons: 5
Coding region: 84-533 (149 amino acids)
Source: RefSeq, a predicted model, not a curated record
UCGCGCUAUUUCGAAAGAGGAAAAAUUGCGCGUGGAGUAGAAGACGCUGAGAGAUUUAUUUGCAGAGGUGGCUUUACAGAAUCAUGACUAGUCUACGACCAUUUGAUAAACUACCCAAGCUGAAUACGGCCGUUGUACUGUUAGUUGGAUCAGAGGAGAUUCAUAGAGAGAAAAUCGCCAAUGCUAUUUUGAAGGAGCCUAAAACAGUAAAUGUUAAAAUUCACAUGACACAGUCCCUUCCCUUGCCUUAUGAGAGAGAGCAUCUUCGUCCACGUUUUGACAUGGUGGUGUUUCUAAUCAACCUGCGUAGCCAAUUUAGCCUGUCUGUGGUUCUCAGGUCACUUUCUCAUUUGGACCUGAAUUACUUCCUUGGGAAAGUAUGUUUUCUUGCCACAGGAUCUACAGUUGCCAGAAGAAUUGUUUGGAAUACAAAGAAAAAAACUAGUAACCUCAGAAGAAAUACAGGCUGCUCUGGAAAAAGACUGUGUGGUUGUUUCAAGGAGCACAAUGCCAUGAUAUUUGAACAGAAGUGAGCUGCAUGGUCGAGUCGCCAGAAAGAAGCCUUUACAACAACAUUGCCAAAAACAAGCCUGGUUACAACAUGUCCAGCAACACCUUAACACAUGGCUUCUGGCACACUUUAGUUUGGAGUGACAAGACCAAAAUAGAGCACACAACCAUUAACAAUAUAUUUGGAGAGGGUCAACAAGGCUUUCCCACUGUGAAGCGUGGUGGUGGCUCACUGAUGUUUUGCUAGCAGGAAGUUAGUUAGGCCUCCCCCUACGUUUUUGUCCCGCUCUAUCGCAGAGCCCGAUUAGCUAUAAAGUUGGUUUAGAUAGGUCCUUGGGUAUAAGGUAUCUAAUGAGGUUCCUUUCCAUGUGUUCAUAGAAUGUCGCUCCAAUCCAAUUAAGACGAUAGGUCCAACGUUCCUUGCUCACCUGCGCCAGGCUCAGACGUUGCCGUCUCACCUUCCCUGCGAGCAUGGACAAUUCUGAAAUUGACGGCCAAAUUAACUAGGAGAGGCAUUCCAUUUUCAGCCUCGGUUAGGAAAUCGGAAGUUUUCCGCCUACUGUUUUCUACUCCCUGGACUCCUCCUUGAUCUAUCCCUCAGCAAUCCACUUCGGUGGACUUGGCUCAUGUGAGAGAUGUGCUUACCUCACUUGUGGUAUCGGUCUCCUCCAUUCAAGAGAGGCAAACCAAUUUAGAAACCCAGCUUGCUGCAACAGUCCCACAGUCCCCCCCUUACA